AUGGACCUGAAUUCUCGAGAUUCUGAUUGUGAAAUGGAUUCUAUUCCGGAUGGACAGGGUGCACUUCUGGAAUUAGAAGCUAUGGAGAUGUGGGAGGGUAUUCCCAAACUGGAGCCAAUUCAAUCUGCUGAAAUUGUGGAAGUUGUGGAUGAAGAGCCAUGGUGGGUCAACUUCGAAAUUGGUUCGGUAGAGGGGCAAAAACGGGAAGAUGAAAGUGUGCCGGAGAUGACUCAGUUUUCCCGAAGUUACUCGCCAUUGGGUGAAAUUGAGCUAGAGUCAAUGGAACAAGGGUUGGAGCAGCAGGAUAACUCUAUGGGAUCUAUGGCCAGUGAGGAUGAUAUGGAUCCUGAUUACAUCCCGGAUGGUCAGGCAGAAUGGAUGGAAAUGGAGAGAAAAGCUGGCCGUUUUUAUGAUUAA
Caenorhabditis remanei is the source of this 417-nucleotide messenger RNA. RefSeq lists its product as uncharacterized. The transcript has 3 exons. The record is from RefSeq and is a predicted model, not a curated record. Bases 1 to 417 code for a protein of 138 amino acids. NCBI's taxonomy places the organism in Eukaryota, Metazoa, Nematoda, Chromadorea, Rhabditida, Rhabditidae.